Molecule: messenger RNA, 5424 nt
Organism: Pongo pygmaeus (Bornean orangutan)
Lineage: Eukaryota; Metazoa; Chordata; Mammalia; Primates; Hominidae
Gene: PCDHGA9
Product: protocadherin gamma subfamily A, 9
Exons: 1
Coding region: 595-3078 (827 amino acids)
Biological process (GO): homophilic cell-cell adhesion
Cellular component (GO): plasma membrane
Molecular function (GO): calcium ion binding
Source: RefSeq, a predicted model, not a curated record
GCACAUAAAAAUUACUUCAGAAAAUUGUUGAUAUACAGAAAAAAUUGAAGCAUCAUAAAAAGGAAAUUAUAAUAGUUUACAUAUCUAGAAAUAGAGUGCAAAGUUCUACCAAGAGUAAGAGUAAAUUAAUAUUAAGCGAAGGUUUGUGAUUUAAUAAUACACUUACAGAAAUUUUAUUCCACUUUAUUUACAACUCAGAUAUCUAAAAAAUAGAUUGCUUUUGAAAUACAAAUGCAAGAAACAAUUGGAGAAAUCUAAAAUCAUAAUUAGAAGAGAGUAGUGUUUUCUUUAUCAGCCAUCGGAUGUGUUACACAUCAGUGGGUGUAGUAACGGCUUAGGACUCUGAGCGCCGCUGUUGAUCAACUCUACGCAAAAAUCAGGACUCCAUCCGGAUUUCCAGUUCUGCGACUACACAAAACCCGGCAGAUACCACAUACCUGCUCCCAGGCUGCAGCAAAACUCAGCCUCUUAACUUAGGGCACUCUGGCUUUCUUCUAAGGAAAAGGAUCACAAUACUUUGCAGGAUGGAAGAAAGAACCUGAUGAAGCAGCGCGCACAGAGAGCCUUUUGAGAAAAUUCCAAAGCGAGGCAGCAAUGGCAGCUCCAACCAAAUGCCAGCUCCGCGGAAGAUUAGUCCUGCUAUGUUCGCUCCUGGGGAUGCUAUGGGAGGCCAGGGCCAGUCAGAUUCGCUACUCAGUGCCUGAAGAGACAGAAAAGGGCUAUAUUGUGGGCAACAUCUCCAAGGACCUGGCUCUGGAGCCCCGGGAGCUGGCGGAGCGCGGAGUCCGCAUCGUCUCCAGAGGUAGGACGCAGCUUUUCUCUCUGAACCCGCGCGGCGGCACCUUGGUCACCGCGGGUAGGAUAGACCGGGAGGAGCUCUGUGCUCAGAGCCCGCGGUGUCUGGUGAACUUUAAAGUCCUGGUUGAAGACAGAGUGAAACUGUACGGAAUAGAAAUAGAAGUAACUGAUAUUAACGACAGCGCCCCAAAAUUCCAGGCCGAAAGUCUGGAAGUAAAAAUUAACGAAAUCGCGGUUCCUGGAGCACGUUAUCCACUCCCAGAAGCUAUUGAUCCGGAUGUUGGCGUGAACUCCCUCCAGAGCUACCAGCUCAGCCCCAAUCACCACUUCUCCCUGAACGUGCAGACUGGAGACAAUGGAGCCAUAAACCCAGAGCUGGUGCUGGAGCGCGCCCUUGACAGGGAGGAGGCAACUGCUCACCACCUGGUCCUCACCGCCUCGGAUGGCGGCGAGCCGCGUCGCUCCAGCACAGUGCGCAUCCGUGUGACAGUGUUGGAUACAAAUGAUAAUGUCCCGGUUUUUGCUCAACCGAUUUACCGAGUUAAAGUCCUUGAGAACGUGCCCCCAGGCACCUGGCUGCUUACUACAACAGCCAGCGACCUGGAUGAGGGAAUCAACGGGAAGGUGGCAUACAAAUUCUGGAAAAUUAAUGAAAAACAAUCUCUGUUAUUCCAGCUUAAUGAAAAUACUGGGGAAAUAUCAACAGCAAAAAGUCUAGAUUAUGAAGAAUGUUCAUUUUAUGAAAUGGAAAUACAAGCUGAAGAUGGUGGGGGAUUGAAAGGGUGGACAAAAGUGCUCAUUUCGGUGGAAGAUGUAAAUGACAAUAGACCUGAAGUGACCAUUACAUCUCUGUUUAGCCCAGUGAGAGAAGAUGCACCUCAGGGAACAGUAAUUCUUCUUUUCAAUGCUCAUGACCGAGACUCCGGGAAGAAUGGUCAAGUUGUCUGUUCUAUCCAGGAGAAUCUAUCUUUUAAAUUAGAAAAUUCAGAAGAAGAUUAUUACAGAUUGUUGACGGCCCAAAUUCUUGACCGAGAAAAAGCCUCAGAAUAUAAUAUCACGGUGACUGCAAUGGACAGAGGAACUCCGCCCCUGUCCACAGAAAUUCACAUCACCCUGCAAGUGACUGACAUCAAUGAUAAUCCACCUGCUUUCUCUCAAGCCUCCUACUCAGUCUACCUCCCGGAAAACAAUGCCAGAGGUACUUCCAUCUUCUCGGUGAUUGCCUAUGACCCUGAUAGCAAUGAGAAUUCUAGAGUUAUUUACUCCUUGGCAGAGGAUACCAUCCAAGGGUCUCCUCUCUCCACCUAUGUAUCUAUUAACUCGGACACUGGCGUGCUGUAUGCUCUACGCUCCUUUGACUAUGAGCAGUUUCGAGAUUUGCAAAUGCAGGUGAGGGCAAGCGACAGUGGAAGCCCACCACUUAGCAGCAAUGUGUCAUUGAGACUGUUUGUUUUGGACCAGAAUGACAACGCCCCGGAAAUCCUGUACCCUGCCCUCCCCACUGAUGAUUCUACUGGUGUGGAGCUGGCACCCCGCUCUGCAGAGCCCGGCUACCUGGUGACCAAGGUGGUGGCAGUGGACAGAGACUCAGGCCAGAAUGCUUGGCUCUCCUACCGCCUAUUCAAGGCCAGUGAGCCAGGGCUGUUCUCAGUGGGGCUGCACACAGGUGAAGUGCGCACAGCUCGGGCCCUGCUAGAUAGAGACGCGCUCAAACAGAGCCUUGUGGUGGCUGUACAGGACCAUGGCCAGCCCCCUCUCUCGGCCACUGUCACGCUCACGGUAGCCAUAGCUGACAGCAUCCCAGACAUCCUGGCUGACCUGGGCAGUCUUCAGAUCCCUGCAGACCUGGAGGCCUCAGACCUUACCCUCUACCUCGUUGUGGCUGUGGCAGUCGUCUCCUGUGUCUUCCUCACCUUCAUUAUCACACUGCUGGCCCUCAGGCUGAGGCACUGGCACUCCUUGCGUCUGCUGCGGGCUACAAGUGAUGGGUUGGCUGGUGUGCCCACCUCACACUUUGUGGGUGUAGAUGGGGUUCGAGCUUUCCUACAGACCUAUUCUCAGGAGUUCUCCCUCACCGCUGACUCAAGGAAGAGUCACCCGAUCUUCCCCCAGCCCAACUAUGCAGACACACUCAUCAGCCAGCAGAGCUGUGAGAAAAAUGAGCCUUUGUGCAUCUCCGUAGAUUCCAAGUUUCCUAUAGAAGACACCCCUUUGGUUCCGGUGAGUUCAUUUUCUUUCUUUCUUUUUUUUUUGUUUUGUUUUGUUUUGUUUUGUUUUUGAGACAGAGUCUUACUCUGUUACCCAGGCUGGAAUGCAGUGGUGUGAUCUCGGCUCACUGCAACCUCUGCCUCCCAAGUUCAAGUGAUUGUCCUGCCUCAGCAUCCCAAGUAGAGUCGCUGGGACUAGAGUACAGUAGCUGGGACUACAGGCCUCCCAAGUAGAAUAACAGGGACUACAGGCACAUGCCACCACGCCCGGCUAAUUUUUUGUGUGUUUUUAGUAGAGACGGGGUGUCACUAUGUUGGCCAGGCUGGUCUUGAAUUCCUAACCUCAAGUGAUCCACCCACCUCAGCCUCCCAAAGCGCUGGGAUUACAGGCAUGAGCCACUGCGCCUGGUCCUUAACUUUCUAUUAUAGUUAUCUUUCUCUUUAACUGUUUGUACUUAAGGUAGUAUAAGUUGAUAUCAGUGUGUUUCUCAUCACUUUUCACUGGGCCUAAUUGUUGCUCCAACACUGAAAGGAGGCAUUUGUUGGUUAUAUUUGCUGAUAUAACUUUGAUGUUCUCAUAAUAAUUAACCUGCUGUCAAUGUAAACCAUUCUUCAUGGGGUAGCUCUCAGCCUGCAUUGAUGUGGGCUUUUUGGGUAGGGUUGCUUCAUUGGUUGCAGUGGACUCAUAUCAUAAAAUUCUUACUCCUUUUUUUUCUUAAGAGAUGGGGGUGUCAUUCUGUUGUCCAGGGUGGAAUGCAGUGGUGUGAGUAAAGCUCACUGCAGUCUUAACCUCCUGGGCUUAUGGGAUCCUCCCACGUCAGCCUUCACAGUAGCUAGGACUGAGGUGGGAGGACUAGCAAGCUAUGUUGCCCAGACUGGUCUCAAACGAUCUUCCUGCUUCAGUUUCCCAAAGCACUGGUGAGGUGUGAACCACCUCACCCAGCAAAUUCUUACUCCUAAGAUCAUUUAUUCAGGUCAUACUAUGUUCGUAAGGGUAAACUGAUAAAAAGGUAAAUGUAUUCUUCUUAGAGAAACAGCCGAAAGCCCAAAUUUAUUGCUUCUAUUCUUCCAUUUCUAUGAUAGGAAAACACCGCUUUGAGGUUAUAUUUUUCGGAUCACAAGUGUGUAAAGUCUGUUUGUGUUUAUAGAUAUUUUCUGACGAAGAUUCAAACUUCAGUUAUCCACUUCCAAACCCUAGUAAGCCAAUUUUUUCCCUUUAAUGGUGAAAGUUGUAACAUCUUUUAUUCUCAUAUCUUCAAAGGUCUUAAUUUCCUAACGCUUUAAUGUUAAAUUAUGGAGAAUAGUAGGACAUUCUUCUUUUCUAUAGUAUAUGCUUGCUCAAGAGAAGUUUCUAAGACUGGACACUGUGAAAUGACAAAACAAGGAAUUAAAAAUAUUUCUUUCACUUAUAUAUUAUUUCUGGCUCAAUUCUCCAACUUUUGAGGCUAGAAAUGAACUUGCAUAUCAGAUAUAAUUUAAGAAAAUAUUCUCAGGAACUGCUGGGAAGAUUCUAAAACGAUUUUACUGUUUUUAGCUAUAAGGAAGAGAAUAAUGUAUUAUUUAAUGUUAUCUUAAACAUAGUGUCAUUUCAAGUAGUAAAUAACAUUUCACAAGACAUUUGAAAAUAAGCUUUGAAGUUGACUCAAAAUUCUAUGCUAAACAUGUGAUCCAUAGAUACAUUGAUGACUGCUGGCAUUUCUGUGGAAAUGAAGAAUUGUUUUAUUUGUUUGUAAUUACUUGGGUUUCAGUUGCUUUAUUUUUAAGAAAAAAAGCUAAACUGUCUGGUAAUCCUUUAUGACAUACAGACAUUUUAAUUAUUUCAAACACGUUUUCCCCCUUAAGCGGGUAGCAAAAAAAAUGAAGCAUACUUUAGGCUCAUAUUUUUAACCAUGCAACAAGAAAAUUGUUACAAUUUCUGUUCUGAGGAGUAUCCUUCAUACUUAGUAUUUAUAAAUAUUGAAAUGUGUGUUAAUUUGGGGAAAGCAUAACAGAUAUCCACGAAGGCUUGUAUGUCAUGGUAGGUAGUUACUAUUCGAUACCACAAAAAUGUCUCUUGCCCUUAAAAGCAGAACACGAGGCUCACCAGACAGAUGACUGAAUGGAAUGGAAAAUGUUUAUUUCUGUUUUUCUUAAGCUAUGUAGGACUUAACUUAUUGUGCAUUGGUAACAUUGUAGAACAUAAACUGAAAGAUAAAAUUCUUGACCUUAAUGUCUCAUCUUAAAAAGAAAUAUUGAUUGACAUUCUAUAUCUCGUAUUACUUAAAAAUAAUGGGGGAGCGCAGUAUAUAUUAAACAAAGAUUGACUUUGUAGUGAUCAUUGUUGAAGGUGGGGUGAUGGCUAUGUGAAGGUUCACUAUAUAUACUCCCUACUGUUGUAUAAGUUUGAAAUUGUGCAUAAUAAAUUUAUUUAAAACACAAA